UCCCGUGGGCCCUCCCGCGGGUGUGGUCCCAGGAGGCCGCAAGCGUGUGUGUUGCGGGGGUGGUCGGUGUCGUGGUGACUCAGGCCCGCGGGGCGCCCCGCGUGGGGCGGGCCUCGCCUCGCGCCCGGACGUUGGAGGGGGUCACAUCCGGCGGGAGGGGGCGGGCCUCGCGGACCCGGAAGUGUGGGCGCGGGCUGUGGUUGAGCCCGCGGCGAGGUGGCGGCGGCGGCGCCCGGGGCAGGGAAAGAUGGAGACGCUGAAAGAGAAGACCCUGGAGGAGCUGGAGGAGAUGCAGAAUGACCCGGAGGCCAUUGACCAGCUGGCCCAGGAGUCCCCAGAGGUCCAGGACCUGCAGCUGGAACGGGAGAUGGCACUGGCCACCAACCGGAGCCUGGCCGAGCAGAACCUGGAGUUCCAGGGUCCCCUGGAGAUCAGCCGCUCAAACCUCUCGGACAAGUACCAGGAGCUCCGGAAGCUCGUGGAGCGGUGCCAGGAGCAGAAGGCAAAGCUAGAGAAAUUUUCGUCAGCACUGCAGCCGGCGACCUUGUUGGACCUUCUGCAGAUCGAGGGCAUGAAGAUUGAAGAAGAGUCGGAGGCCAUGGCUGAGAAGUUCCUGGAGGGCGAGGUGCCCCUGGAAACGUUCCUGGAGAACUUUUCAUCCAUGAGGAUGCUGUCUCAUCUGCGCCGGGUUCGCGUGGAGAAGCUCCAGGAAGUGUUGAGGAAGCCCAGAGCUUCCCAGGAGCCCGCUGGGGACGCCCCUCCUCCCCGCCCGCCACCCCCACCUCGCCCCGUCCCCCAGGCGACACCCCCUCUGGCCGAAGAGCACCUGCCACCGCCACUGCAGCCAUCUGCCGUGCCUCCCUACCCUUUGCCCUACAGCCCGUCUCCUGGCCUGCCUGGGGGCCCCACCGCCCAAGGUGCGCUCCCGCCGGCCCCCUUCCCUGUGGUGUCACAGCCCUCCUUCUCCUUCAGUGUGCCCCCAUACCCAUCAGCCCAGCCAGGACCCAGGGCUGCUGCCGGCUACUCCUGGUCCCCACAGAGGAGCACGCCGCCCCGGCCAGGGUAUCCCGUGGGCCCCUCUGGUGCCGCUGGCCCCGGGUACCCGGUGGCGGGGAGCCAGGUCCCCAGUCCUGGUUAUCCUCAACAGACCCCCUACCUCUCAACAGGAGGGAGACCUCCUUACCCAACGCAGCCCCCACUCCCGAGCUUCCCAGGCCAGCCCCGGCCCUCAGGCCCCUCUCAGCCACCCUAUCCCCCCGGGCCCGCCCCUCCCUAUGGGUUUCCCCCACCUCAGGGUCCUGCCUGGCCUGGGUACUAGGCAGGUCCUGGCCCUGGGCCCCUCCACACUUCCACCUGUACCACAAGGUUUGGCUCGCCCACCGCUGAGAUUCGAGGUUAAAUUGGAAGUGGAGUUGGCCCUCGCUGUGGACUUGUGUCGGCAUACGGGGGCCUUGGGAGGACCUGGCUGGGAGCACGCAGGCCCAGAAAGGCCCCGGGCAGUGUGACUGGCUCGGCUGCACCAGAUGUCACGGCCCAUACUGGCCUCCCCCGGGAAGGGAAUGCCUCCUUUCAGUGACUGGCUUUUGCCUUUCCAGUGCUGGCCAGGCGCGGCGUCCGGGACCUCCCGUGGGUGUGAGCGAGCCAGUAUGUGUGUUUGUGGACAUCUCGUGCCUGCGCUCACGGGCAUCUGAGCCAAAUGUAGCAUUGUCUCCGCGGUGCGGUGGCCGGGUCUCCGGGUCCUGCUCACCCCUCUCUCUCCCCAGGAUUUGGCAGAUUCCGCAUGGUGCCCAUGCCAAGGAAUGCAGCCCUUCGUGUCUAUCUGGUCCAUUCAGGGGUGGCCUGCCCCGCACGCCAUGGCUGGGGUUGGAUCAAAGGGAGAAAGCAGAGUUAGGAAAAACACUUAAUGACUUCGAAGUCACGUAAAGCCAUAAUUGAACUCUCAUAGGCUGCUGUCGGAUAAACUUGUCCUGUGUGCUGGUUUGAACGAGAGCAGCAGAGCCAGCACAGGGAGAAGGCGGGGACUGAGAAGGUGGGCCCCACACCUGGCUGGCGCCAGUUGGAGAAUCCGGGGGGCCACUGAGGACCCUCUGGCUGGAGAGGGGGGAGGAACUCUGGCCCAGGAGAUUGUGGCCACACUGGGGCUCAUUUAGGAGCGGAGGGCAGUCACCUCCCUGCCACCCUCUCUUCUCUGGGGCCCUCCGCUUCCGGUUGACUUCUUUGAGGCCAGCCCCCUCCGUCCACUCCUUUAGUGCCUUGUGUCUCAUUCACAGCAGUCCCCUCCCUCAUCCGCUUCCUCUGGCUCCCUUGAUGUAACUCUCCCUGCCCCCAGUGUCUCUCCUAAGACAGACAUCUAAAGAUGCCCUAACAGUGACCUCCCAGUGGUGCUUUCCAGAACACCAUCACUCUGUUGGAGUCCAUUUCUUUGCAUCUCUCUUGUCUUCAGAAUGUAAAGGGCAGGGAUUGUGACUCCAUGACACGUGUAGCCCCCAGCACGUUGGGGGGUUAAGCGUGUUCACUUAUAAAAAUGACAAUAGACCAACGGGGGUGUGAUGAGCGAAGCAUUAACUUGGUGGUUCCAGGCGUGAACCAGGUCUCAAGGGCAGACCCUGGAGCUGCUAUUGGUUAGAAGUCAUAUGUGCCUUGAAAUGUCCACUAUUUGAGUACCCAGCACCAGGUGGGCCUGGGGUGUUGGGGGCCAACGAGGAAACUCGACCUUCUGGUGCCUGCCCCCUCCCCGGCCCGUGUGCCAUCAGUGGGUGUGUGUGCGCGUGACAAGAUGCUCCAUUAGCGCUGUCGGUUCCUUGCCAAUUUUGUUGCUUCUCGUAAGUUAUUUAUAAAGAGAAAUCACUAAUGGACUCUACUGGCUCGAGCGCUUUUGAACUGGAUGAAGGAUCGCCCGUCUGUUUGUAUAAUUAAUUGCCAUAAUAAACUUUGAUGAGUUACAA
Molecule: messenger RNA, 2945 nt
Organism: Equus quagga
Lineage: Eukaryota; Metazoa; Chordata; Mammalia; Perissodactyla; Equidae
Gene: VPS37C
Product: VPS37C subunit of ESCRT-I
Exons: 5
Coding region: 248-1318 (356 amino acids)
Biological process (GO): protein targeting to membrane; ubiquitin-dependent protein catabolic process via the multivesicular body sorting pathway; protein targeting to vacuole
Cellular component (GO): ESCRT I complex
Source: RefSeq, a predicted model, not a curated record